Messenger RNA from Leptopilina boulardi, 3136 nucleotides. RefSeq names its product kinase suppressor of Ras 2 (gene ksr). Gene Ontology annotation, molecular function: protein kinase activity; ATP binding. NCBI's taxonomy places the organism in Eukaryota, Metazoa, Arthropoda, Insecta, Hymenoptera, Figitidae. The transcript is spliced from 15 exons. Gene Ontology annotation, biological process: protein phosphorylation. The record is from RefSeq and is a predicted model, not a curated record. Bases 232 to 2904 code for a protein of 890 amino acids.
UCGGGUAUUUUCGCGUACAGUCCAUAUCUGUCAUAUACAGUUUAAGAUGGUUAAGAUGGUUGUCAAAUGUUGAUAUAAGUGUGUACAAAAAGAAAAUAAGAAAAGAGACUUGUCUCUCUUGACAAAGUGAUUAAAAAGCACAAGAAACAAAUGCCUCUUCUUGGGUGUAAAUAAUGUUCGCGAAAUAAGGAAAGUAACAAUUCAGUUACGGGUUCGUCAGCGAGUCACGGAAUGGCAGACGAGGAUGCCGAGCAGGAGAUUCGACGUGCAUUAGACGUCGUUCAAUCCAUGAUUGACAUCUCGGCUGAACGACUCGAGGGACUUAGAACACAAUGUUCAACAAGCGCCGAAUUAACACAACAAGAAAUUCGUACUCUUGAGGGUAAGCUGAUAAAAUUAUAUUCAAAGCAACUUGUCACAAAGGCAAAAUUGACUGAAGAAUCUUUACCAGCUGAAAUGCGACAAUAUCCAUCUUUGUCGCAGUGGUUACGAGUUGUGGGUCUCAGACCAGAAUCUAUACAGAUGGUUUGCUCAAAAACAAAUUCUUUAGAAGCACUGAAAGAAAAAUCGGAGCACGAAUUAGGCAGCAUGUUGGGAGAAAUAAAUGUGAGACAAGAGGAAGAGCUUCGCAGACUUUGUCGGGCUCUUCAUAAUUUGCGUCGUUACAUGGAUGUUCUCUUGAAAGGCGACAUGGAAAAUAGUGAAAUGAAUUUGUACUGGGAUUCUUGGGACAGGCAUCAUUUGAGAAGUGGACCCUCACCUCGUUCUUUGCGACCACGUGAUCCUCGAAUUUUUGCACCUUCCGAAGAUAGCAUUCCGUAUAAUAUUAAUAAUAAUAAUAAUAAUAACAAUAAUCUUAACAGUGAUGUCUUGAUUCCGGCAUCGUCCAUUAAUUCUCUAUCGUCAAAUGCUAGUCCUCCUUCAACACCUCCUCUCGUCAAACAAGCUGGAGGGAAAUUUCCAACAACACCUCCACCAUCGAAAAAGCAUCAAACGGGACUUCAAAGUUCUUCUCAGCCGGAAGUAUUUCCAUUGACAAAGUCAAAAUCACACGAAUCACAAUUGACGAAUCGUAUGGAAAAUGGCGAUGCGUCUUCUGGGUGUCCAAAUGAACAAAGUAAUUUUGCUGGCAAAAGAACGCGUCUACCAACGGAACCGGGUUCUUGUAGUGGGACGGACAUCAUGAACGAGAGUUUCGUGCCCAACACAAGCAGUCCAAUUAAAUCACCACCGUAUUCAAGCGCUGACAGCGAUGAUAACAGUUUUAAGGGAACAGGGACAAGUCUUCAAGUGCCAAAGUCACCACGAACACCGACUGUUAGUCGUGGGAUGGGUCACAUGAUAACGCAUCGUUUCACAAAAACUUUGCAAUUGAUGACAACCUGUGAUUAUUGCGAUAAGCAAAUGUUCAUGGGACUCAAAUGUAAAGAAUGCAAAUACAAAUGUCAUAAGGAUUGCGCAUCAAAAGUUCCGCCGUCUUGUGGUCUACCUCAGGAAUUAAUUGACGAGUUCAAAAAAACUCUUCAAGCCGAUAGUAUGGUAAAUGUGUCUCCUGUUUUAAACAAGUCGGGAAUCACAUCGCCGAAUCAUCACAAUUCUAAUCAGAACCAUAAACGCCCUCAUCCGCAUUCUUCUUUGAAUACGCCCUUUCAGGGUGCAGAUUCUAGUUCAAAUACCUCGAGCUGCAAUAGCUCAACACCUUCUAGUCCAGCUUUGUUACCUGUAAAUGUUAACCAAACUCCUCAGGCACCUGUCAAGCAACAAUUUCAUUUUCCAGAUGUAACGCCUUAUGAAAAAAGUUUAACUCUGGAAACACAUAGACUUGAGGGAACGACCGUUUCAAGUGACAGUGAACGAACUAUAAGCGUUUCCGGUUCCGGAAGUGUUAGUACGGAUUCUGAUCGAACGCCAGUCAGAGUCGAUUCUCAGGAUUCUCAAGUUUCAGAUGGAGAACCUGGCGAUGGACGAUGGCCCCGACAAAAUAGCUUGUCGAUGCGGGAAUGGGAUAUACCUUAUGACGAAUUAAAAAUUGGGGAACCUAUUGGAACAGGAAGAUUCGGUACCGUUUAUAGAGGAAAUUGGCACGGGGAUGUGGCAAUCAAAGUGCUCAAUAUGGAUUAUUACCUCGAUGAUGACAAGACUCUUGAGGCUUUUAAAUUGGAGGUGGCGACUUUUCGUAAAACAAGACACGAGAAUCUAGUAUUAUUUAUGGGAGCUUGUAUGAAGCCACCUCGACUGGCGAUAGUCACAAGUAUGAGUAAGGGCAUGACUCUUUACACACACAUUCAUUUACGUAAGGACAAAUUCAAUAUGAAUAAGACAACAAUAAUUGCACAACAAAUAUCCCAAGGCAUUGGAUAUCUUCAUGCACGAGGAAUUGUUCACAAAGAUCUCAAAAGCAAAAAUAUCUUUCUUGAAAAUGGCAAAGUCGUCAUUGCUGACUUUGGACUUUUUAGCGUCACGAAACUGUGCUACGGCAACAGAACUGGCAACGGUUUAAGCAUUCCACCUGGAUGGCUGUGUUAUUUAGCUCCUGAAAUUGUUAGGCGCUUGAAACCUCAACAAAAUCGAGAUCAAGAGGAAUUACCAUUUACUGAAGCGUCCGAUGUUUACGCUUUCGGAACCGUUUGGUAUGAACUUCUUUGCGGCGAAUGGCCAUUCAAAGGUCAACCACCUGAAGCUAUCAUUUGGCAAGUGGGCAAAGGAAUGAAACAGACUCUUGCCAAUUUACAAGCUUCGCGCGAUGUUAAGGAUAUCUUGAUGCUUUGUUGGUCUUUUCACACUGAAAAUCGACCGGACUUUGCAAAAUUAUUGACAACAUUGGAAAAACUUCCGCGAAAAAGACUUGCUCGAAGUCCUUCACAUCCAAUUCAUCUCUCUCGUUCCGCUGAAUCUGUGUUCUAAUUUUUCAAAAAAAAAUUUCAAAUCACAGUUUUAAGCAAAAACAGAAAAACAAAAAAAAAAAAGAGAAAAAAAAGAAAAGCGAUCUGAAAAAGAAAACUUAAAGAGAAUCAAGUUUUAUGCAGCUAAGUCUCUUAUUUAAAAAUACGACGUCGUUUUCGUAGUGUAUAUAUGUAGCAGUCUCAAAUCGAUGCCACGAUCUUUAUUCAUAAAUAAAAAAAAUACAUAAAAUUUA